ACCAUCAGUCUUCCACCGCAUGCCAUCAAACCCACAACUUAAUUAUUCCACUCUCACCCUCGUAAUCAAUUAGUCAAAGUGAAUAAUGAAUUAAGUGUUCGUUAAAAAAAUUAAAAUGGAGAAUUACGGACAGCAGAUCGAAGUGGCUUCCGCUCUGUUCAAUAACAACCACAUCAAACAGAAUUACAAUAAUGGGUGCAAAAACGAUUACUGCUAUCUCGUCGACGACUGCGCCAAGCACAAAGGAGUUAUGGAGUAUAACAGCAUAGUGGACGACAAAUCGAAUUAUCCUCUGAAACAGGAAACGGAAGGCACCCAGAACUUCCACACGCCGUUUUCGGUUAAGGACAUUUUAAACUCGACGAACUACAGCUACGAAAGGACCGAUUUGUGGAAAUGCCACGAGAGGGACCGAAGACUUGACCACGAACAAGCUUUCCACCAGAAUACGUACAGCGCUCAGGAGUACUACAACCCAAUGUACCCCAACAUGCCGGUACACAGCAACGUAGAAUAUUGGAAUCAGGACGCGCACGAUCAUAAAUUCGACGAAUAUUACAACUACAAUCCGUAUUGCCAUAAUUGGUAUCAUCAGAACUAUGAAUACGACACGGGUACGUAUGGAUUAGUGGAGGCUCCGACGAAGGCUGAAGAGAGGGAGUCGCAUAUAGCGACGCCGCCGCCAUCAGAACCCAAAGCUGGUGCCGAUAAAAGUCAUUACCGCGUUCUGGAGGAAGAAAAACCUUCUGCGUCGACAAGAAAAAAAACGCCCGCGGAUGCCAAGCCUGACAGAAAAGAACGAAGCCUGAAACGUAAACCCAGGAUCCUCUUCUCGCAAAGCCAAGUUCACGCCCUGGAGGUCCGUUUUAGAAUUCAAAAAUACCUCACUGCUCCCGAAAGAGAACAACUUGCCGUCUCACUGAACCUGUCGCCUACCCAAGUCAAAAUCUGGUUUCAAAAUCGAAGAUACAAAAGUAAGAGAAUCAAAUCCCCCGAAGUCACGACGUCCACCGACACGAGACCCGGCAAGGUAUUCGGAGUCAGGAAAUUGUUUAAGCCCGAAAAGAAAGACGACGUGCCAAGCCAGAAUGGUUACGAAGACAAAAGCGCUACAACUGCUGAAAGACUGUUCAGUCUAAACCCGAACAAUGUGACUUCAAUUGUUUAUUUCGAUGAAAAUCUAAACUAUGAUAGCAACGGUAAUGACGUCACUGGUGUUAUUGAGGAUAAAUAUGAUAAUUUAGAUGUAUGUAACACUGAAAUAUCGAGUCUGUAUGAAACCAACCUAAGUACCGGUAGCCAAAAAUACGAAUCGGACGUUAAAAAGUAUUUCACUAUGAACUAUUCUUGUUGAUUCGGGUUAGCUUAAGUAUUUUUUUAAUCCGAUAAUAGACUGAUUUUAUUUUUUAUUUUUAUUACGUCAAAUUUUAUGUUUAUUUUCAUUAUUUUUGUUAAUUUGUUUUGUAUUAUUAGUUUAAUUGAUCGCAUGCUUUAGCAAUUACGUCAUAGGUCUAAGUACAGUUAAAUGCCAAAGUAUUAUUUAGUUUUAAUGAAAAUCUUGUAAAUAAAUGAAAAAUAUUUACCA
Bombyx mori (domestic silkworm) is the source of this 1585-nucleotide messenger RNA. Its product is annotated as homeobox protein Nkx-2.3. The record is from RefSeq and is a predicted model, not a curated record. Gene Ontology annotation, cellular component: nucleus. NCBI's taxonomy places the organism in Eukaryota, Metazoa, Arthropoda, Insecta, Lepidoptera, Bombycidae. Bases 116 to 1354 code for a protein of 412 amino acids. The transcript has 2 exons. Gene Ontology annotation, biological process: cell differentiation; regulation of transcription by RNA polymerase II. Gene Ontology annotation, molecular function: RNA polymerase II cis-regulatory region sequence-specific DNA binding; DNA-binding transcription factor activity, RNA polymerase II-specific.